CAUGCCUUUGGAGCCUAUAAAAGACGGCGAGGCUCGAGAUAUUUCACAGUCCUCGCAUCACUUCAGCCAUGAACACGUCGACGGUCCUUCUCUUGGCAGUGUGUGUUGUCGCCACAAGCGGAUUCCGCCUCCAGUGCAACGACUGCGACGCCGCGCCCUGCCCCGCCCUCCCGAGCAGAGGCUGCCCCCAGGGCGUCGUCAAGGACAUCUGCGGCUGCUGCGAUGUCUGCGGAAAGGGAUAUGGCGAAAAGUGUGACGAGUUCAUCAAGUGUGGUCCUCGGCUGACGUGCAAAGUGGUGGAUUUCAGUCGGGGUUUGGGCAGGUGUACGUGAGGCUUGCCACUUCUCACCCUUCUCGGCAACUUCUUAGCCAUGUAAUAUAUUGUCUUUAGAGUAAUUAUGGUAAUAAAAUAUAUAUAACUAUGGAAAUUACACAAAA
Molecule: messenger RNA, 438 nt
Organism: Penaeus chinensis
Lineage: Eukaryota; Metazoa; Arthropoda; Malacostraca; Decapoda; Penaeidae
Product: insulin-like growth factor-binding protein 7
Exons: 3
Coding region: 69-332 (87 amino acids)
Biological process (GO): regulation of cell growth; regulation of signal transduction
Cellular component (GO): extracellular region
Molecular function (GO): insulin-like growth factor binding
Source: RefSeq, a predicted model, not a curated record